GGAAACUGUGGCUCAUUGAUAGACGUUGUACUUCCGGAUGUUACAGAGUUGACACAAAGCCAUGGCAGCGGUAGUUCUACUUUUUCUCAUCUCCUUGCUGGAUUCAGCUGAAGGUGCUGAAAAUCGGUUUGUGAGGUCUGGAUCGAACCUUCUACUGAAAGCAAAGACAACUGAAUUAGGAGAAAAUGAGUUUAUUUGGAAGUUUAACACCACUAUCAAUCUUGUAAAAUUCAAACAUGGCGGGAAUCCUUUCAUCAAAUAUGUAGAAAGAACAGUUUUUUCUAAAGAAAACUACUCUUUGCUAUUGAGAAAUAUGCAACACAGUGACACUGGAAACUAUAAGGAAAUACUAAGUUUAGGCGAAGACAAAACUGUAGCUGAAUACACAGUCAUUGUCCAAGAUCCAGUGUCUCCAGUGAAUUUAACAGUGACCCCCAGUGACCCCAGCUACUGUAACUUCACUGCGACAUGUAGAAUAAAGGAUUCUCAAAUUAGUGGAUCUUUUCAAUGUGAAAAUAAAACCUGCCGUUUAGUGUACCAAACAGACCUGAAGGUCUCAUCUCUGAAGGUCUCUGUAGAGGAAAGCUCCAUCAUCUGUAACCAUAGCAACCAAGUGAGCUGGGAAAAGGAUGUAAAGAAUAUUUCAUCUCUCUGUGAAAAUCCACCAGUCCUCAAUACAGCUGCCAUAGUUGGGAUAACAUUUGGAGCAUUACUGCUGGUAUCUAUUAUGUGCUCUGUGCUCAUAAUAAUGUGUAAAAGAAAGAGGAGCGCAAAUACAGUGUAUGAAGUUCCUCAGGAAAUUUCACAGAAUAACCAAUAUGCAAAUCCUGCAGAAAUUACUGAAGCUCCUUCUCCAACAUCAACGUAUGCCCUGGUGCAGCUUCAUAGUCGUCCUGUGCAAAUCAAUGUCAUCAGUACCUCCACAAACCUGCAGCCUGAAACAAUUUAUGCUCAAGUUGACAGAGCUGCCAAAUCCAACUCAAAACCUGCUGCAGCCAAAAGAUGACAAAAAAUAAAAUCAAAAUGGAAAAUGUAUAUAACUGUGUUUUAACUGUGCCAAAAAUAUGGUAUAUUUUGUUAUCAUAUCAAAAUAUUGUUAAAUCCAAAAUGCACUCCCUUGAACUUUUAGUAUUUUAUUUUUCUGUUUGUGAAAUUCAAAGUGUUUUUGGACACUUGUUUUUUUUGCACAUUUUUGUAUUCUAUACUUGUUGCUGCUAAAGGUUCUGUUUUUUGUUGAGGCGCUAAAAAGAAAAACAUGUUUUAAGUAAAUUAUUUGCUUCAGCAAUAAAAUGUUAUUGCUGAAUUUUGUGUUAACUGAUAAGCAGCCAUACAAGACAAGAAAUUCAAAGAUAAGAGUAGAGUAACGCCUUUUGUUUGUGUAUUUUCAUAAUUUCUGCUUUAAACACCCCCCUCCUGUUUCUCUGGAAAUAAGUUAAUGAUCUGAAAAUGUAAAUAAUAUUCAUCGAACUAUUCAGGUAUAAAGGUAUAUUUUUACCUAAGUGAUAAAAAUCUAAUUGUACCUAAAGAUUUUCUCAUGUUUAGUUUUUGAUCUUGUCUGUCUUGUCUGUGCUGCAGUUGCAUGCAUCACCAUAAAAGAAAUGUCUAACCGUUACACUGAACAGUACAGUUAUGAGAGGUUGUGUUAGAUAUUACCCUGUCGGUUUAGUUUAUUGCAGAAUGUCUCAGACUAAUAUCCAUCAGGUUACAGGACUUCACCUGAUGGACAUUGCACUUAAUAAAGAAUGAAGUCCUUGUCUGUCAGUUAUUUGCUGUUAAAAAGCAGCAACUAUAUAUCAGAGAGAGAAAGAGCAGAUAUUAAUUAUUCAUGGUAUUUUGUAUUCUCAUUACAUUGUAUUUUUUAAAAAUGUGUUGAAUGUCUUCCUUUUUCUGAUGCUGUUAUCAUGAUCGAUGUAAAAAUAUGUUGUUUUUUUUAUUCACAUGCCUUCUUUAAAAAGUAUUGUGAUUUUUUUUUUCAAUAAAUCUACACUAAUACAAUUCAUGUGGAACUGGUCAAAUAUACUUUGUAUUAGACCCACAUGGAUUAAGUGCACAUGAUGAUGUAAUGGCUUUGCAAACCAGUGCAAUCCGGUUAGCACAGGUUGUGACUAAAAUCUCACUAUACAUGGUGGCAGCCAUUUUCUCCUCAGUCCCAGUCGUCCUGUCCGCUUUGCUGAAAAGUUACCUCAAAGUAUUCCUUCUGUUUUUAUUUAUUUAUCUAUUACCUCUAAACAGGGCAAGUGGAUUUUACCAAAAAGUCCUAUGUGGUCUUAUCUCUCUGCAUGACCUUUUUCAAUGAAAAUUACUAACUUUUUCAUCCAUUGGAAGAUGAAAAACUUGAAAAGUUAAAGGUGAAUCAAAUAUUUAAAAAUGUUUUUAUAUUGUGUGCAUUUCUAUUUUCCUCAGUGUUAAAAGUUGUGUUAAUAGGCAGCUUUUUUAUAUCUUUUAUCAGAUGCAUAAUAAUAAUACAUCAUUCUGGCAUUGCUGUAUAAAUUGAUUUGCAUAAAUGAAAUGUAAUGUCUAGA
Molecule: messenger RNA, 2522 nt
Organism: Xiphophorus hellerii (green swordtail)
Lineage: Eukaryota; Metazoa; Chordata; Actinopteri; Cyprinodontiformes; Poeciliidae
Exons: 6
Coding region: 62-1006 (314 amino acids)
Cellular component (GO): membrane
Source: RefSeq, a predicted model, not a curated record